UGGUCUAAUGCACAGGCGAGAAUUUCGCUUGCGAGAAUAUUUUUUUUUUAUGGAAAAUUUCAGUUCCUGGAUCAUAUUUUAAAUAGAUGUAAAAAAUGUAAAAUGGAAACUACCUAAAAUACAACACAAUUCUUUAAUUUCUAUGAAAAUUAUUAUCAGGCAAGGCGAAUUCUCGUGUGCGUACAUUCUCCUCAGACUACAUUCUCGAAUGCACGACCCAACGUUUUUGCGUUUCUGGAAUAUUUCGAAAAGUCAAAUUCCUGGUGCAAAGCUUAAACGAUAAAAUGGAAUUUUACGAUAAAAUUAAGCGAUUUUUGGGGCUGUCCACACGACAGGAGAGUCCCCAAUUCGACGAACGAGACAGCAGACCCUGGCCAGAGCCCCCACACAUAGAUGAUGGAUUUGAAACACCAUUUCAAAGUUUUAGCAUGUUCGCUGAUCCCUUUGAGAUGCACAAGUAUUUUGAGCAACAAAUGAGCGAAAUGUUGCGCAAUUUUGGUUUUCAUGAAUUUGGAGACGGUUUCAGCCACAAUUUCGAUUUGCCACAACUUCAAAUUGAGGGAAUUCCCGAGGAUGAAAGUGUGCCGAAAUCUGGGAAUUUAAGGGAUCAGUUUCUUAAACCCGGCUUUGAGAAACCCAAGAGGAGAAUUGAAGACAAAAAAGAUGAAGACAUUGACGGCAGGUUAGAUAUAAAGGAUUGGGGAUCCGUAUUUAAAGGUGAAAGUUCACAAAGGCCAGUUGUAGGAAAAACACACUUUUUUGGACAAAGUGUUACUUCCAAAACCGUCAGGAAUGCAGAUGGGUCUAUUGAGACUCAUCGUACUGUAAGAGAUAACGAGGGUAAUGAAGAAACGACGAUUACGCGAAUAUCAGGUGAUAAAGAAUAUAGCAUUACGAAACGUAAAGAUAAAGAAGGAAAAGAGGAGAUCAUUGAAAAUCUGGUAAACCUAGAUGAAAGCGAAAAGGAUAAAUUUUUCCCUCAACAAAGAAAACCACCGGAAUUGGAUAACAAACCUUGGCCGUUUUUCGACAGGUUUUUUUAAAUAAGUAUAUUGUAGCCAUGUAAAUAAAUAAAACUAUUUAUUUGUAAUAAUUUAA
Tribolium madens (black flour beetle) is the source of this 1098-nucleotide messenger RNA. Its product is annotated as HCLS1-associated protein X-1-like. The transcript has 5 exons. NCBI's taxonomy places the organism in Eukaryota, Metazoa, Arthropoda, Insecta, Coleoptera, Tenebrionidae. Gene Ontology annotation, biological process: negative regulation of apoptotic process; regulation of actin filament polymerization. Gene Ontology annotation, cellular component: apical plasma membrane; actin cytoskeleton; mitochondrion. The coding region runs from base 285 to 1043 and encodes 252 amino acids. The record is from RefSeq and is a predicted model, not a curated record.